AUGUCAAAAGAGAACCGCGCUUUCGAUACCCAGAGAUUGGGCGCAGGCUACGGUUUCGAGUCGCACCCGAAGCAUGCUAUUGAAAUGCCCCCAACAUGGGUGCUUCUCGUAGGCUUGGGCUUUCUGCUAUGCGCAAUGGGCUUUUGGCUUUAUAUAGCAUUGAACCUCCUCGCGCCCACUCCACGACUGCCACGGCGUUCCGAGAAACAAUACACGACGAUACUACCCGACGGUGCACGAAGCGACCCAAAAGAACUUCCGUGCUGGCUGGACAAAUGGGCAGCAGAGAAGGAAGCCGCCAAGAAACAAGCUGCGAAGGAGCCGGGAAGCAAAGUCGUCAUACCGCCACAAAUGCCCAUCGAAGAACCGGAGCUCUUCAUGAGCGUCGUGGUCCCCGCAUACAACGAGGAGGAGCGGCUGGAAGGCAUGUUGGAGGAGGCUGUCGACUACCUGGAGAGCCAAUACGGUGAUGCGCAUGCUGGCGGCAAGGGUGAAAAGAGCCAGAGAGGAUGGGAGAUACUCGUUGUUAGCGAUGGAAGCACUGACGGCACCGUCGACAAAGCGCUGGAGUUUGCAAAGGAGCACCAACUCGCCCAACACCCCAAGUCGAAGCCAGGGCCGUGGUCGAAGAACGGCGACGCCAAGGCCGCGCACUCAACACACAUCCCACACGGCAGUAUUCGCGUCGUCACGCUCGAAGAGAACAGAGGCAAAGGCGGCGCAGUCACGCACGGCAUGCGACAUGUUCGAGGCCAGUACAUUGUCUUCGCCGACGCGGAUGGCGCGAGUCGGUUCUCGGACCUAGCGGCUCUCGUUGAAGGCUGCCAGAGCAUCGAGGACAAGCAUGGGCGCGGUGUUGCCAUCGGCUCUCGAGCUCAUCUCGUCGGCAGCGAAGCCGUUGUUCAGCGCUCCAAACUCCGCAACUUCUUGAUGCACUCGUUCCACAUCCUCCUUCGCAUCAUGACGCCUCCGGCCACCGCACGCAUCAAGGACACGCAGUGCGGCUUCAAGUUGUUUUCACGACCAGCACUUCCCUAUAUUGUCCCCUACAUGCACUCGGAAGGCUGGAUCUUCGACGUCGAGAUGCUGAUGCUGGCCGAGAGCGCUGACAUUGCCAUGAUUGAGGUGGCCAUCGGGUGGAAGGAGGUCAUGGGUAGUAAGCUAAAUGUUGUAUGGGAUAGUAUUGGCAUGGCAUGGGGUCUUGCGCUGUUGAGAGCUUGUUGGAUAGCGGGUAUUUAUCAGAGGGAUUAG
This is a messenger RNA of Alternaria ethzedia, 1251 nucleotides long. RefSeq lists its product as uncharacterized. The record is from RefSeq and is a predicted model, not a curated record. Lineage: Eukaryota; Fungi; Ascomycota; Dothideomycetes; Pleosporales; Pleosporaceae. The transcript has 2 exons. The coding region runs from base 1 to 1251 and encodes 416 amino acids. Gene Ontology annotation, cellular component: endoplasmic reticulum membrane.